Caenorhabditis elegans is the source of this 870-nucleotide messenger RNA. The record is from the annotation of a RefSeq genome assembly. NCBI's taxonomy places the organism in Eukaryota, Metazoa, Nematoda, Chromadorea, Rhabditida, Rhabditidae.
AACCACUACUAGCGCACCAAGACUUUUCACAAUACCGAUUGAAGUUUUUGAGAAAAUUUUAGAUAAGCUGGAGCCCAUUGACCUUCUUAUUUUUCGAAAAGUUUCAAAAAACCUGCGAAGAUUCCUGGAAAACAGAAAUUUCGGCAUAAAAGAGAUUCAAAUCACAAUUUUAACAUACUGGGCCUGCUUACGCCUAGACCAAAACCAAAUCGAAUAUAAAAAUGAAAAGGAUAGUUGUAUCACUACUUUCCGAUACCGGAAGAUUGAAGUCAAAGAAGGAAACUAUAUGGAAAUGGCUUUGAACGAUUUUUCUCAAUUGAUGAAAAAUCCCAAGCUGAAAUUGAAUCGAUUUCGCGUGUACCUUUUCACGAAAUUCGAGCCGGAAUUACGUGACAAAUGCUUGAAGUCUUUAAUGCAAAUUUUCAGUUCUGCAAAAGUUUUGAGAGUUAAACAGUCGGUGUUUGAAAAUUUGAGCUCAUCUGAAAUUGGUAAGCUUUUGCCAUACUUGGCGGCAUGAACACUUAGAGAAAUACGAUUAUUCAACCGAAAUACGACAUGCAAUUUGGAGCAGUUAACUGAUUUGGAUCAAUGGAAAAAGGCAAAAACUUUGGUCGCCAAUGUUGGAAAUUAUGUGUUGCCUUUGAAAAAUCUAUUCAAUUUUAAAAGGUUCAAAAUAAAACUGGUCUCGUUUUCGAUAGAAGAUGCUAUCACAGUCAAAAAUCUUCUGGAACAGUCUAUCGCCUUAAAAUCUGUACAUUUGGAAUUCCCACCGUGUGAAUUUUUAGAAACAGCCAAAAUCUUCAAUCCGAACUUUGCCGGAGGAGAUCAAUUUUCUAUAAAUGUUGUGGUAACAUCUGGAAAUUUUUAAAU